ACUCAAAGAAGGCUUCUUCUCUUUUUUAUCACUUGCAGCUCAUCCAUUUUUAGAUAUCGCAUAACUUGUUCAGCAUCGUACAUCAUGUCAGCUCAUUUGCAAUUUGGACCGGAAUGGAUGCGUAAAGGAGCUCCUAGUGGUAAAACACCAACCACACCUACUCCUUCCAGUGAAUCUCCAUUUGUCUUUUCUGAAUCUCCUCAAACUGGAGGCAAAUCUUCCACAUCUUCUUCAACAGGAAGGAGAAAUAAUUCAAAAGAGCCUACACCUGCACCUGUUUCAUCAAAUGCUGCACCUUUACCUUCACCCGGUGGCUUUUCGUUUGCAGCUGCUGCUGGUGGUGCUGGCAGUGGCUCAAAUACACAACAGACUUCAGCAUUUCCCUCAAACGGUUCUACUUUCCCUUCAAAUCUAGAUGGAGAUGGUUCUCGCUACUCAAAACGCCUUUUAAGCUUAUACAGUACAGAGCACGGUCCGAAAGGUAUACCAACCGAACCUUCCAGCUCAGCAACUGACCGUGCACCGCCAACUGGACCUGCUUCGUUUGCCGGCUUGAAUAAUCGUAAGAAAGGGUUUUCUGAUCGAGACUCUACAAUCGGAGGCGGUGGCGGUGGUGGUCGUCGAACACAUAGCGUCAAUACAGACGUGGCAAAUGUAUACAAAGAUCGCUCAGAAUCUCAAAGGACGGGAUUGUUUCAAAGAGGAACUGCUUCUUCCAACAAUCUUGGGACAAAUGGGACUAAUCAUCCUAAUCACUCACCACAACACCCUAUUCGAGAUAGGCAUGCAUCUGGAGGUGGGAUUCAAGGCGGUGUGCUAGCAGGAGUUGCACCAAAUUCGUCUCGAAAGACCAGUGGACAGAUGGACGAGCACCAAGAAAGCGAAGUACGCACACCGAAAAGAGAAAGAUUGCCAGGUGAAGGGCCUAUUGGACCACCAACCGAUCGUAAUGGUGGAUUUGUGAAAGGAUUUACCACAGACCGCAGACGAACAACUGGACCAGUGCCUACUCCAACAAAACGAAGUGCACCCUCACCAUCAACCGCUGCAAAUCCAGACCCGGUCAAAGAAUCUAGCGGGCCACAAUCUACCGAUGUGGACUUGAGUCAUCAUGCUACAACUCUUGUAGAAUCCCUCAACUUGGAUGAAGACGAUGAAGAAUUGGUAAAUAGGACAGAGCCUGUCAGUGAACCUGAAUGGUCAGCAGAACAAGCUGAAUGGCUUUAUCGUGAUCCUUCUGGACAAGUUCAAGGUCCGUUCAAGGCAAUUGUCAUGCAAGAAUGGUAUGCUGCCAAAUACUUUAAUGAUGACCUUCUCGUCCGACCUGCAGAAGCUGCUGAGUUCAUUCCGUUGGGCAUCAUGUUACGUUUGAUUGGUGAUAACAGCAAGCCCUUCUUGAUUGCACCGAGCAAUUAUGCCGCCGCCAAAGCAUCCCAACCAGCUCCUGCACCAGCACUAGCACAACCAUCCAAUCAUAUGAACAUGCUUGCGCCUGGUGCUGGUGGUCACAACUGGCCUAUGCAGCAACAACAAUCGCCUUUCCUUGUAAACCCUACUUUGGCAAGUUUGAGUGGUCAGGGAGUUCCAUCUUCACCAUUUGGUACACCAACUUCUCCAUUUCUCGAUCUUAAUGCGAGUAACACGUACCAGCAUCAACAACAACAGCAUCAUCAGCAACAGCAACAUGCAGAAUUUUUGAUGCAUCAACAACGUGCAAUGCAGGAGCAAAGAAAUGCGCAAAUGGCCGCUUUGGCGAUGGCACAAAGGAGCGGUGAUCCUUCUAUGAUGGCGGCAGCAGCUUGGAAUAGUGCACCUCAACCACCGCAACAACAACCAUGGGGACAAUCUCCACAACCACAACACGCAUUUGCAGCAGAAGGCGGAUGGGGAAAUGCCAUUCAACAGCAACAACCACCGCAACCUCUUCAACAGCAACCGACACAACAGGAUCAAUUCAACCUGCAACCUCAAGAAGCACAAAUGCCUUCUGCUCCUUCACAAGCUCUCCCGGAUCCAGUGCAACAAGAUAUUGUGGAGCCAACAUUGCCAGUAAAGACAGAACCACAAGAGACCGUUCCGGCACCUUCUGAACAAGCAGCUGAGCCAGAAGAAAUUGUUGAGAGUGUACAAGAACAGAAAGCGGAAGAAGUUGAGCAAGAGGCUUCACCAGAACAUCUAUGGCCUCAAAGUCCAUCUGCAGUAGAAUUUGCAUCUGAACCAGCGGUGGAAGAGAUGGAACCUUUACCAAUGACAACUGUGAAGGGACGCAAAGCACGUCGAGGCGAAGCACAAAAGCAUUCCCAGGUAGACCCUGCUCCAUUAAAGGAAGAGGAAGAAAAUCGUUCAGCUGCUGCGGGCAAUGUUAAAACGAUGAAUGAAGCAGACUUUAGAAAACAUCAAGCAUCUUUACGUAAAGAGGAAAGAAGCAGUUCGUUCGGCUCUGAUUCGCUUCAAAAGAAUACUGGACAAUCUGCUGCAACGGCUAAAGCAGCUCCAUGGGCUGGUAAUGCUUCUUCUAAUGGCAUGAGCUUGCGUGAAAUUCAAGAAGCGGAAGAAAAGAGAGUGGAAGCACUUCGGGCUCGUCAACAAAGGCCAGUGGCUUCUGUUCGAGCUGAUUCGAGUGGUCCUGCAGCCUCGAUGAAUAAGAUGACAUGGGGCUUAGCAAGUGUACCAUCAUCUGCUUCAAAUGGAGGAAAUGCCAAUGUUUCUUCUCCUACUUCCAGUACUGGACCAGUGUGGAGCUCGUCCGCUGCAAGUAAGACUGGCACUCCAAAGAAGACAUUAACGGAAAUUCAAGAGGAAGAACGUAAAAGGACACAAGCUUCUGCUGCCAAUACUCGUUCAGUAAGUCUUACUGGCUCACAAAUGCCUGCUAGAGGUGGUAGAGGAUAUGCAGAUUUGGCAUCGGUCAAUGCAGCCAAUCAAAACAUCAGCGCCGCUGCUGCUGAUACGGGAAGUGGUUGGGCAGUUGUUGGAGCAGGAGGCGGUAAACCAACUACAGCCACUCAAGUAUCCACACCAACUCGAACAGUUCCAGGAGUAGCAUCAGCUAUUGCAAAAUCACCAAUGGUUCGUACAGCUUCAUCUAAUGCAUCACCUUCCACCGCUAAUGGUCAACAAGUUCAACCGAGCGCAGAAUUUAUGCGUUAUUGCAGAGAACAAUUGAAGGGAUUGCAAAUCAAAGUGGAUGAUUUCAUUGAGAUGUUACUCUCUUUUCCCCUCGAUCCAUCUCCUGAUGUAGUGGAGAUUAUUGCUGAAUCCGUUUAUGCAAACAGUGGAACGCUCGAUGGAAGAAGGUUUGCGGCCGAUUUCGUUGCUAAACGUAAACAAGAUGCUAUUCUUCAACGUCGUAAAGUAGGAAGUGUUGCUGCCACUACUUCUACUAACACGCCUAACAAUGUGUAUGCAAGUACUGCUGCAGGAGGAGCAACAGACUUCUCAGCAAGUUCUGCCUCACCUCUGCGUAAUGCAAGUGACGUCCUAAAACAGCCUGCAAGACCUGCGAAUGCCAACGUUGUGGGAGGAGGUGAUGCUUUUGGCGGGUUCAAGGUUGUAAAACCAAAGGGUGGAAAGAAGCGUGUAUGAUCAGUAAUUUGUGGUGGAAAAUUGUACGAAUUCAUAGCAUAAUUUAGUAUUUAACCUUAAG
Meira miltonrushii is the source of this 3646-nucleotide messenger RNA. RefSeq lists its product as uncharacterized. Gene Ontology annotation, molecular function: protein binding. The record is from RefSeq and is a predicted model, not a curated record. Lineage: Eukaryota; Fungi; Basidiomycota; Exobasidiomycetes; Exobasidiales; Brachybasidiaceae. The coding region runs from base 85 to 3585 and encodes 1166 amino acids. The transcript has a single exon.